AUGGAUCCUGAAUUAUCAUUAUAUAUAGAUAAAGCACAACUUAGAGAUGAUGAAACUCGCCUCAUAUUCAAUCCUCCUUGCAAAAUUUACUCACAGAUCACCGAAUUUAUUUCAGCUAAUCCCAACAAUGUUGAUUCCAUAGGUAUCCCAAAAUCGCAAAACUGUUUUUUUUUAUACCGCAAAAAUUACAAUGCAAAACAUAAAUCUCAUAGGAGCAAAAAGGAUUGGAAAAUUCUUUCAAAGGAAGCUGGUAAUGCCUGGCAUAAUGAAUCUAACGAAGUAAAAAGUUAUUUUAAAGUAUUAGCAAAACUAGCUUUUCAAAAAAAUAAACUAAGUUAUGAAAACCUACUACUAAGAAAUUGUAUUUUUAUUGUCCAACAACCAGGGCUACAACAUAAAAAAAUAGAUAACAAUGGUUCUGCAGUUUCAUCAUCACCCGAUCCAUAUUUUUCUUCUUUAUCUUCUACUUGUUAUUACUCAAAAUAUAAUGCUAGUUCACAACCAAAACUACAACAAAAACAAACAGAUAAUAACGAUCAUGAACCUUCAUCAUCUUUACUUUAUCCAUCUUCCACUUUUUCUUGCACGAGUAAUAAUACAAGCUUGCCUCAUUUUAUGACUCAACAACCAAAUAAUAACGAUUAUCCAACAACAACAUCAUCACCAUUUCAUCCACAUUCCAGUUUUUCUUACACAAUUUCACUACCAUCAUCUCAUCCACACUCCAAUUUUCCUUACACAAGUGAUGAUACGACCUUGCUUCAUUUGGCAGCUCAACAACCAGAAGCACAACAAAAACUAAAAAAUAAUCUUCAUAAUAACAAUUGUGCAGUUUCUUCACCAUCUCAUCCACAUUCUACUUUUUCUUGCGCAAGUGACAAUACAAACUCGCCUCAUUUUGUAGCUCAAGAACCAAAAAUGCAACAAAAACAAAAAAAAGAUUUUUGUGAUGAUUGUGCAGUUCCAUCAUCAUCACUUCAUCUGCAUUCUACUUUUUCUUGCGCAAGUGAUAAUACAAGCUUGUCUCAUUUUAUGGCUCAACAACUAGAACUGAAACAAAACCAAAAUGAGAAUCUUCAUAAUAACGAUCGUGCAGUCUUAUUAUCACCUCAUACAUAUUCUACCUUUUCUUACAAAGAUGAUAGUAUAGUCUCGCUUCAUUUUGUGACUCAAAAAUCAGAAAUAGAAGAAAAUCAAAAAGAUAAGAGAAAUAAUAACGAUUAUGUAGUUUCACCGUCGCCUUAUCCACAUUCUAGUUCGUUCGAUUUUAAUACUAAUGCUGAUUGGAAUACAAUUAUUGACUACUUCCGAUUUUAA
Messenger RNA from Entrophospora sp. SA101, 1317 nucleotides. Lineage: Eukaryota; Fungi; Glomeromycota; Glomeromycetes; Entrophosporales; Entrophosporaceae. The record is from the annotation of a GenBank genome assembly.